GUGCUCUAUACAUUUAUCCUUAAGUUUUCUAGGGUUUGUGAUAAACAAACCAAAACAGCAUACGUAUCGUCGUUGCCGCCUCUAUUCACCUUCACUUUGCUGUUCAACUCUAUCUGCGGCGUCUGUCCGAUCAUUUACACGUUUCCACCGCCUCACCGUUAGCGAUUUCCUAGAUUGGAAUCGGUGCUCCUUAAUUCGAGAGUGCUACUAGUUCGUUUGUCGAUACUGUUGUGAUGAUUCAACGUGCGACUCUGAUUUUAUUUGUGAUAUUGUGGUGAUGUGUGCUUGUGUUAUGGUGUUAGUCUAGCAUGUCCAACAAUCUUGUAUCGCAGCAGUUGCCAAUUCAGGGCAUCCAAAUGGGUCAGCUGGAACCCAUUUCAAACAAAUUAGACUCAUCAAUGCAAUUGGGAGUAAUGGGAUCAGGGAUCAGUGCUCCUGCAUUGCAGCAGAUGUCAAUGCCAAAUAUGCAGAUGGGAAUGAUGGGGCUAGUUUCCGCUGAUGCACAAUCACAACAUAUAUCGGUUUCAAGCAACCAAAUGCAGCCAUUGUUAACAAUGCCUAGUGACAAUGUUAUGCAAUUAGGAGAGAUGGAUCCACAGGCGUACAAUCUUGCAUCAGAGCAGUUCUUGUUACCUGGCAAGCAACUGGGAGAGAUGGGAACCUUAUUGAACAAUGUGGGGUCCCAGCACCCAUCAAUGUUGAAUAAGCGAAAGGCACCUAUAGAUCCCACAUUCAACAACAUCGGGCUGCAGAAGAUGUCAAUGCCUAACAAGCGGUUUGCACAAAUGGAGCAUAGGCCAUGGUUGCAGCAAAUAUCCAUGCCAAAUAAGUUAGCAGUGCAGAUGCAAUUGCCAUCCAAUCCUAACACUUCUGGUGUGCUGCGUUCACAACCUCCUCCUAAGAGAUCAACUUAUGUCAAGGCUGGUCUGCAACAGUCAUCAAUUCUGAAAAAUUCUAGUGGACAGCCAUCUCCGAAGGUUCAAAGCGAAUCAUCUGAGUCUGUAAGAUCCAAGCUAAGGGAAUCAUUAGCAAGUGCACUAUCUUUGGUUUCUCAGAAGCAGGAUAAAAAUGAGGCUCCUGCAGCUGGAACAAAACAGGAAAAUUCUCAACCGUCUGAGCAGACUUCAGGCACUGCCGAUGUGUCCGAGGAAUGCAAACGAUCUUUACCCACCAAGAUGUUAUCUCAAGAAACUUCUAAUUAUACUGGUGAUUCUGUACAGAACUCAAAAAGUGAUGGCCUGGACUGUCAAUCAACUACUGGUUUGCGUGAUGAGGAUGCUUCAUUUAGUGACAGCUUUUUUGUCAAAGAUGAACUUUUACAGGGAAAUGGGCUAUCCUGGGUAUUGGAACCUGUGAAAGUAGACGAAAAAAAUGUUGGAACUGGCCAGAAACAGUGGCAUCCAGAGGUUUUCUGCAGGGACAGUGGAGGAGAAGUGGCUCUAUCACCACAAAUAUUGGCAUCUAAAAUUGAAGCAGAACUCUAUAAAUUAUUUGGAGGAGUAAACAAGAAGUAUAAGGAGAAGGGAAGGUCUCUGUUGUUCAAUUUGAAGGAUCGUAAUAAUCCUGAAUUGAGUGAGAGAGUUAUGUCGGGAGAAAUCCCUCCUGAGAGACUCUGUUCUAUGACUGCAGAGGAGCUCGCAUCUGAGGAGCUUUCUCAAUGGCGGAUAGCAAAAGCUGAGGAGCUUGCUCAAAUGGUGGUACUGCCUGAUUCAGAUGUUGAUAUGAGACGAUUGGUGAAGAAAACACACAAAGGCGAGUUCCAAGUAGAAGUUGAACCCCAGGAUAGUGUCUCUGUGGAGGUUUCUGUUGGGGCAAGUUCACUCUCUCGUAUGCGACCCAAACCAAAGCAGAAGGAAGCCUCUUCGCCCUCAAAACCCGAGCACAUGAAAGAUAAAGGAAAUGCUGCUAGUGAAAAAGUUAGUUCAGAGACCCAGAAUGUUCUCAUGAUUCCUUCCAGUGAAGGGAGCGACUUGAUGCAAGGGCUUAUGGUGGAUGACGAACUCAAAGAUGCAGAAUUUCUCCCUCCAAUUGUCUCCCUUGAUGAGUUCAUGGAAUCCCUAAAUUCAGAGCCUCCAUUUGAAAAUUUACCUGUGGAUACUGGAAAAACGACACGUGUAUCUGACAAGGAUGAUUCACAAGGUGGUUCAGAAUCCAAGUCUCCUGAUGCAACUCCUAGAGAUCCUUGUGAUACUACCUCUAGUAAACCUGAUGCUGUGGAUGUGAAGAGCGCAAAAUUGGAUGCUGAUGGGAAAUCCACCGACAAUCUUGUAAAAUCAAAGGUGGCACCUCCCCUUGCCAUCCCCAAGGGUGAACGCGUUUGGGAGGGCUUACUUCAGCUGAAUAUUUCAUCCACGGCCUCAGUUAUUGGAAUUUUUAGAAGUGGUGAAAAAACUUCUGCAAAAGAUUGGUCAGGCUUUAUUGAGAUUAAGGGGAGGGUGAAAUUGGAUGCAUUUCAGAAGUUCCUGCAAGAGCUGCCGAUGUCACGAAGUCGUGCCAUUAUGGUAUCUCAAGUUUCUUUUCAUUGUGCUAAAUUUUGGUUUUGUUACUACAGCCCAGAAAAGAGGGACGUGCUAUCCCUUUGUGUUGAUCCCAGUUUGCUAAUGGUGCAGUAUCAGCAUAGGAUGUUUCCAACUAUGGCUUUGCACUUCGUUUGCAAGGAGUCGUCCGCGGAAAGUGAGCAUGCAGUUCUCAGUGAGGUGGCUGAUUCCUACGUCACGGAUGGGAGGGUGGGUUUUGCUGAGCCUGCUCCUGGAGUGGAGCUCUAUUUUUGCCCACCUCAGUCAAAGACUUGUGAAAUGCUCGCUGAGGUCCUCCCAAAGGACCAAGUUGAUGCCCUUAAUGCUAUCAAUAAUGGUUUAAUUGGUGUUAUUGUAUGGAGAAAACCUCAAAUAACGUCAACAAUAUCACCCAACUCAGCAUCACACCAUAAACACAAUCCGAAAAAGCAACAUUCCUUUUCUAGGAGACACCCAGAAAAGGAUGCUAAUGUCAAUGCGAAUGUCACGGCAAAGCCGCAGAACUUACCCCAUGCUGGGGCUAAACCUCAAUCUGAUGAGGAUGACGAUGAUGAUGUGCCUCCUGGGUUUGGCCCACCAGCCACCCGGGAGGAGGAUGACUUACCCGAGUUCAACUUUUCUCGUGGCUCUGUUCCAUCAGGCCCGCAGUUUUCUACCCAUAAUUUAAGUCGGGGGCAACGGAUGCUCCCUUUCCAGCCACAUCCCCAAACACCAUCUCGUCCUGUAGAUCAAAUGAGGCAGCUUGUACAAAGAUAUGGACAACCUAUAACUAGUGGUCCUUCAGGGAAUUGGCAGGGUAACAGAGGUAUUGGGGUAGCGGUUCAGCCGUGGAAUGAUGACGACGAUGAUAUGCCCGAGUGGCAUCCAGAAGAAAACAAAACACAGAUCCCACAGUCGCUGCCGGUGCAAGUGCACGGCAUGCAACAAUCGAUAUUACGUGCCCAUAUGGCGCAGUCGACAGCACCAUAUCAACAAAUUCUUCAACAAACCAUGCCUUUGCAGCCCCCGAUGAAUGUGAUGCAUGGUCGCCAAAAUAGUGUCCCCUCGUGGAGUACCACGCCUGUUUCUCAUAACCUUGCUAAUGCUGCUUAUCAGACCAAUUAUGGAGCACCAUCUGGACUUGAAUCUGGGCAGCAUGGCAUGUCUUGGCGUAGAGAUGCUCCUAGAAGUAGAGGCUUUUGAUAAUAUUUCAUGUAUUGUAUAUGUUAGUUUUUUUUUUAUUUCCUUAUUUGUCUUUUUGCAUAUUUAAGUUAAUGUAGCCCUUUUAUUUCUUUGUAAGUUUUUCAAGUUUAAGUUUGCAGAAAAAACCGUGUAUGAAAAUAGGCUGUUGAAAUUAGUGGGAACAAAACACCGAGUGCCUUAUUAUGCGUCAUCGAAAUAAAGGUUGUAGAACUUGCACUCAAA
Molecule: messenger RNA, 3920 nt
Organism: Manihot esculenta (cassava)
Lineage: Eukaryota; Viridiplantae; Streptophyta; Magnoliopsida; Malpighiales; Euphorbiaceae
Product: death-inducer obliterator 1
Exons: 6
Coding region: 309-3698 (1129 amino acids)
Biological process (GO): DNA-templated transcription
Cellular component (GO): nucleus
Source: RefSeq, a predicted model, not a curated record